AUGCCCACUGCCCUUGUUCGUGUCAUCCCCAACCGCCUCCCCUUGCCAAGUUCAAGGACGAGCACAUAUCACGCACAACACUUGCCUCACAACAUCACCUACCCCCCAACAACCCAGCCUCACACACACGACAUGGCCUCCUACGACGCAGACCCGACCCGCACCGAGUCGCACUUUGGCGCAAAGUACUACCACACGGGCGAGGCGCCGCUCAGCAACCCCGUCACGAACCUGCACAUGCCCCACAUGCACGGGCACGGGCACGAGGACGAGGCGGGUCCGUCACACUCGCACCACCACAGCCGCGCGCGGCACCAGUCCGACGCGGGCACGCACUCGGCGCCCUCGGGCCCGUCGUACCGCCGCUCGUCGGAGAUCACGAGCGCGACCAACAACUCGAACCUCUCCGACCUGGUCGACACGCAGCAGACCGACCAGAUGUGGCACGCGCAGCACUGCGCCGUGGCGGGGGGCACGCGCUCGGCGUCCGACACGCCGCCGAGCGCCAGCCCGUCGAGCUACACCACCCCGCGCAAGGGCUCCACGGGCUCCGGCCUCGGCCUCAGCCGCACCAUCUCGCGCGGCGUCUCGCGCUCCAUGACCUCCUCGGACCCGCGCUUCACCCCGGAGUGUACCGUGUGCGACCGCAUCCGCUCGGCCGAGGACGACGACAAGCGCAAGAAGCAGCACACGCCCCGCGGCGCCAACUGGGGCCGCAUGAUGGAGAACUCGGGCCGCAAGCGCGACGUCCCGACCGGGUGGUGGUACCGCAUGUGGCAUUAA
Messenger RNA from Vanrija pseudolonga, 783 nucleotides. RefSeq lists its product as uncharacterized. NCBI's taxonomy places the organism in Eukaryota, Fungi, Basidiomycota, Tremellomycetes, Trichosporonales, Trichosporonaceae. The record is from RefSeq and is a predicted model, not a curated record. The coding region runs from base 1 to 783 and encodes 260 amino acids. The transcript has a single exon.